Sander lucioperca (pikeperch) is the source of this 1875-nucleotide messenger RNA. Its product is annotated as 6-phosphofructo-2-kinase/fructose-2,6-bisphosphatase-like. Bases 200 to 1600 code for a protein of 466 amino acids. NCBI's taxonomy places the organism in Eukaryota, Metazoa, Chordata, Actinopteri, Perciformes, Percidae. Gene Ontology annotation, cellular component: cytosol; 6-phosphofructo-2-kinase/fructose-2,6-biphosphatase complex. The record is from RefSeq and is a predicted model, not a curated record. Gene Ontology annotation, biological process: fructose 2,6-bisphosphate metabolic process; fructose metabolic process. The transcript has 15 exons. Gene Ontology annotation, molecular function: fructose-2,6-bisphosphate 2-phosphatase activity; ATP binding; 6-phosphofructo-2-kinase activity.
GCCAUUUGUUGUCAGACAGGAAAAGCUGAAUGUAACGACGGUUGAACCCGAAGGACGCGCGUGUGUGUGUGUGUGUGUGUGUGUGUGUGUGUGUGUGUGUGUGUGUACUAACCCGGAGGCAGCACACUGAGGACGAGGAACAAACAUUUGAAGGACACUGAGCUGCACCGACCAGUAGACACACAAAGUGGUUUGGAGGAUGAGUGGAGAUGGGAUGGAGGUGAAGGGAGGCGCGAGGAGGACACUCCGGUUCCAGCGUCCGCACGCAACGGUGCCCCAGUUCACCAACUCCCCGACCAUGAUCGUGAUGGUGGGGCUCCCAGCCAGAGGGAAAACCUACAUCUCUAAGAAGCUCACCAGAUACCUGAACUGGAUCGGAGUGACCACUAAAGUGUUCAACGUCGGGCAGUACAGAAGAGAUGCCACUCGUUCCUACAACAGCUUUGAGUUCUUCAGACCCGACAACACAGAGGCCAUGAAGAUACGCAAGGCGUGUGCCGUUGCUGCCCUGAAAGAUGUGUGUGACUACUUCACCAGAGAGCUGGGCCAGGUCGUGGUUUUUGAUGCCACCAACACCACAGCCGAGCGCAGAGAGGUCAUCCUCAGCUUUGCCAAAGAAAACGGCUACAAGGUUUUCUUUGUGGAGUCUAUAUGUGACGAUCCAGAAAUCAUCGCUCAGAACAUUAAACAAGUGAAGCUGAGUAGUCCGGACUACGUGGACUGUGACAAAGAGGAGGCUGUGGCCGACUUUCUGAAGAGGAUUGAAUGUUACAAGCUGACCUACGUCCCACUGGAUGACAACAGGGACAGGAACUUGUCGUACAUUAAGAUCUUUAACGUGGGCAGCAGGUACCUGGUGAACCGGGUCCAGGACCACAUCCAGAGUCGGAUUGUCUACUACCUGAUGAAUAUCCACGUCACCCCGAGAUCCAUCUUCCUGUGUCGCCACGGAGAGAGCGAGCUCAACCUAGUGGGUCGUAUCGGAGGUGACUCUGGGCUGUCACCUCGUGGGGCAAAGUUUGGCAGUUCUUUGGGCGCCUACAUGCGUGGUCAGUGCAUCAGCGACCUGAAGGUUUGGACGAGCCACAUGAAGAGGACGAUCCAGACCGCUGAGGCUCUGGGAGUCCCGUACGAACAGUGGAAGGCCCUGAACGAGAUCGACGCUGGUGUCUGUGAGGACAUGACGUACGAGGAGAUUCAGAAGAAUUACCCGGAGGAGUUUGCACUGAGGGACCAGGACAAGUAUCGUUACCGCUACCCCAAAGGAGAGUCCUAUGAGGACCUGGUCCAGCGUCUGGAGCCGGUCAUCAUGGAGUUGGAGCGACAGGAAAAUGUUCUGGUCAUCUGUCACCAGGCGGUGAUGAGAUGUCUGCUCGCCUACUUCUUGGACAAAACUGCUCAUGAGCUGCCAUACCUGAAGUGUCCUCUGCACACUGUCCUCAAACUCACACCGGUCGCCUACGGAUGUAAAGUGGAGUCCGUCUUCCUCAACAUCGAAGCCGUCAACACACACAGAGACAAACCUGUGAAAGAUCCAGAUAGAUUUAUGACUUUGCCCGUUCUACAGCCGUCUGUCCCGCAAUUUCAUUACUCUGAUUAGGCGACAAAAACAGAGACCCUGUAGUGAAGCUUACCGAGAACGUUGAUGUGGACAGAGAGCCAGAGGAGGCGUUGGAGACGGUCCCUGAACACAUCUAGAGGAAAAACAACCAGCUGGUUUCAUGGAAAAUGUCCUUUCUAAUUUAAGUAAUCAAAGUGUUCGUCGUGAUGUCUGAAACAGACAUUUCUUUUCCAUCGUAAAGCUCUUAAUCGAGCCAAAUGUCUGAGACACGAAGAAGACAAAUGAACUGCUGAACAAUGAACACAUGACCAGCG